GUUAGUUAUAAAAGACAGGGAAUGCGUAGCCAAUCAGAGCCUAGUAUAGAAUGGGCGUAGGCGCGAAGUUUGGAGGACCGGCCGGAGGCGCGAAGCCGUUGCUGUGUGAGAGCGAUGGCGGCUGGGCCUGGAGCGCGGCGCCGGAGCAGCGCAGUCGGCGCCGUGCUGCGGCUGGGGCUCCUUGGGGCUGUGCUGGGGACUGCCCGGACUGCGGUGUAUUUCCGGGAGCAGUUUCUGGACGGAGCAGGUGGUUGGCAGAAGCGCUGGGUGAGCUCUGAGUCCAGGCCAGACCUCGGAACGUUUCAGCUCUCUGCUGGGAAGUUCUACGGGGAUCCUGUGAGAGACAGAGGUCUACAAACAAGUGAAAACUCCAAGUUUUAUGCAAUCUCCUCACGAUUUAAACCGUUUAGUAACAAAGGGAAGACUCUGGUCAUUCAGUAUACUGUAAAACAUGAGCAGAAGAUAGAUUGUGGUGGGGGAUAUGUAAAGAUUUUUUCCUCGGACUUGGAUCAGAAGAACCUGAGUGGAGCUUCCCCUUACUACAUCAUGUUUGGGCCAGAUAUUUGUGGAUCUGAGACAAAGAAAGUCCAUGUUAUUUUAAAUUACAAGAAUAAACUUCAUCCAAUCAAGAAACCGAUCAGAUGUAAGGUUGAUGGAUAUACACAUCUGUAUACUUUAAUCAUAAGGCCAGACCAGACUUAUGAAGUAAAAAUUGAUAACGAAGUGGCUGCUUUGGGCAACUUAGAGGACGAUUUGGAUUUCUUGCCACCAAGGAAAAUUAAUGAUCCAGCAGUGAAGAAACCCAGUGAUUGGGACGAUCGAGCCCACAUCGAUGAUCCAAAUGACAUCAAACCUGAGGAUUGGGAUGAACCUGAGUACAUUAUGGAUACUAGUGAUGAGAAACCAGAAGACUGGGAUCAUGCUGUGCAUGGAGAGUGGAGUUAUCCUAUGGUCAAGAAUCCUCUAUACAAAGGAGAGUGGAAGCCAAGGCAGAUUGAUAACCCAGACUAUAGGGGCGUUUGGCCCCAUCCACAGAUCGACAAUCCGCAUUACUCACCUGACUGCAAUAUCUACAGCUAUGAAAACAUUGGCGCCAUCGGACUGGAUAUCUGGCAGGUGAGAGCUGGCACAAUUUUUGACAAUUUCUUGAUAACAGAUGAUGAGGACUAUGCAGAAGACUUUGGAGAUGAAACGUGGGGAGAAACAAAGGAUCCUGAAAAGGAAAUGAACAUAAGGCAGGCUGAAGAGGAGCAGCACAGACAAAGGGUCAUGGAAGAAGAAAACUUUGAGCAAUGGUUUAAGAAAAAACGAGAGGGAAAAAGCGAAUCUCAGAAAGAUAGAAUAAUGAAGAGUCCUGUUGAGAAAGAGGAGUUGUAAUCGUUUGAAAGAUGCUCACAUCGCUCUGUAAGGACUUUGAUAUUUUGUUGAAGUCUGCAUUGAAGCUGUAUUAACAGGAUGUUUUUAGUGGUAAUCUUAAAUUUGUGAACUCUUUCAGUUACUUUUUAGAAAAAUAGAGUUAUUAAAUUAGCUACUAAACAGGGUAACUUUUAUUAAAUAUAUUUUAGCUGUGCUAAGAUACCCAUUUUGUUUUGAUGUUUUGAGACUUUUUGAUGAUUUAAUAUGAAAUGUAAAUUCAUGCUGAUACCAAAAUAAGCUUUGUUUCAUUAAAGGCUUCAGCAUGUCAGAUACGUGAAGCAUUCUCACAACCUACUUCAAACUAAAGAGAUAAGCUUUGCCAAGCCUCUCUAGUAAUUACAUCUUCUAUGCGUAGCUUUUUCCUUUCCGCUCUUGUUUGUAAUGCUAUAAAUUUGGUUCAAUCUGAAGCCAGACUUUGAGCCCAUCACUUUUCAUUACCUCUCCAAAUCUCUAUGCAGUAAGGAGGGUAUGGAAGGAGUGGUGCAGGCCUUGUCUCAGCUGCGGCGCUGUGACCAAACUAAGGUCAAAUUCCUGCACUGAUCCCUGUCCUCUGUCCUUUAAGACAACUUAAAUGGCCCUUCGGGGUGCAGAACUUUGACAGCUACUGGAAAACAGCAGGGUGUCAUCCUUGACCUUUUUGCUAAACAAAUCCCUCUUACUGUAGUUUUUAUGUGACCUUGCAUUCGUUCAGGCUGCUUCCUGCUCUCUGUGAGCGCAGGCACCAGCUGUUAGCGUUGUUCUUCACACUGAACGUUUGAUCGGAGCCCCGAGGCAGCUUAAUGGGGUGGAAGUUUUGUUUCGACGAGGUUUUGUGCAACACAAUCGAAAGUGAACUCGGACGUGGCUCCUGCAGCUCAGCGCUCCGUCAGAGCCUCGCCUCGCUUCCCGGCGCUCCGCUCCCGGCCCCGCUUUGCCCGUCACCCCACGGCGUGAAGCUGCGACGGCUCCCGUGGCUGCUCUCCUCCGGCCGGGGCCAGGGCCCAGAC
Messenger RNA from Lagopus muta (rock ptarmigan), 2402 nucleotides. RefSeq names its product calreticulin 3 (gene CALR3). The record is from RefSeq and is a predicted model, not a curated record. Bases 115 to 1377 code for a protein of 420 amino acids. Gene Ontology annotation, cellular component: endoplasmic reticulum; endoplasmic reticulum membrane. Gene Ontology annotation, biological process: protein folding. The transcript has 9 exons. Gene Ontology annotation, molecular function: calcium ion binding. NCBI's taxonomy places the organism in Eukaryota, Metazoa, Chordata, Aves, Galliformes, Phasianidae.